Messenger RNA from Limanda limanda (common dab), 963 nucleotides. Its product is annotated as olfactory receptor 11A1-like. Gene Ontology annotation, biological process: G protein-coupled receptor signaling pathway. Gene Ontology annotation, cellular component: membrane. The record is from RefSeq and is a predicted model, not a curated record. Bases 16 to 963 code for a protein of 315 amino acids. Lineage: Eukaryota; Metazoa; Chordata; Actinopteri; Pleuronectiformes; Pleuronectidae. Gene Ontology annotation, molecular function: olfactory receptor activity; G protein-coupled receptor activity. The transcript has a single exon.
GUGAUCUGUACCAAGAUGCAAAUCAUGACAAACUCCACCCAGUUCUCAUACUUCAUCCUCGGUGCUUUCUUCAACUCUGGUCUGUUGAGAUACUUGUUCUUCACGCUGGUCCUGUCCUUGUACUUGUUGAUCCUUUGUGCCAACGUGCUGCUGAUUGUAGUUAUCUGUAUGAACAGAAGUCUCCAUGAACCUAUGUACGUGUUCCUGUGCAGCCUGUUUGUAAAUGAACUGUAUGGCAGCACAGGGUUGUUUCCUCUCCUCCUGCUCCAGAUUCUCUCAGACGUUCACACUGUUUCUCGUCCUCUCUGUUUCCUGCAGAUCUUCUGUGUUUAUACUUUUGGAAGUGUCGAAUUUACUAAUUUAGCCGUGAUGUCUUAUGACCGAUACCUGGCCAUCUGUUGUCCUCUGCAGUACAACACACGUAUGACGUCUCAGAAAGUGGCCUUCCUCAUUGCAGUUGUGUGGUUGCCUCCUUGUGCUGCUGUUUUUGUCACGACUUCUCUGACUUGGUCUUUACAGCUGUGUGGAAACAUCAUUAACAAAGUCUACUGUGAUAACUACUCCAUCAUUAAACUGGCCUGUUAUGAUACCAGAGUCAAUAACGUCUAUGAACUUGUUGCUGUUUGUCUCACAGUCUGUGUUCCUGUGUCUGCGAGUCUUUACUUCUACGUGAGGAUUCUAAAGGUUUGUUUCUCUGGUUGUAAACAGACGAGACAAAAGGCCGUCAGCACCUGCACCCCCCACCUGGCCUCGCUGCUCAACUUCUCCUUCGGGGUUUUCUUUGAAGUAUUACAGAGCAGGUUCAAUAUGAGCACUUUACCUCAUGUGUUGAGAAUAUUUUUAUCUUUGUAUUUCCUCACAUGUCAGCCGCUCUUUAACUCCAUCAUGUACGGACUGAAUCUGUCCAAAAUCCGCCUGCUGUGUAAGACUCUGCUCUUCAGUCCCUCCAGCAAAAGUGUUUGA